Messenger RNA from Salmo salar (Atlantic salmon), 2281 nucleotides. Its product is annotated as dual specificity protein phosphatase 18. Gene Ontology annotation, biological process: protein dephosphorylation. The record is from RefSeq and is a predicted model, not a curated record. Gene Ontology annotation, cellular component: cytoplasm. Gene Ontology annotation, molecular function: MAP kinase tyrosine/serine/threonine phosphatase activity. Lineage: Eukaryota; Metazoa; Chordata; Actinopteri; Salmoniformes; Salmonidae.
GGGGUGUGUGUUUGUGCUAUGUGAGUGCCCCAACAGGGGUUCACUUCUCGUGGCCAGAAAUGUUCUAACCUGAGAGAGAGAUCCAGACAUACAGAGGCGGCAUACUAAUAAAGGACCAGGCAGCCAUGUCGGUCUCUCAGAUCACCCCCACCCUGUUCCUGAGUGGAGCAGACGCCCCCCUCAACCAGGCACUGGUCUCCCGCAAGGGCAUUACCCUCAUUGUCAAUGCCACCCUCAACCACGCCUGCCCAGUCUACCCAGGCGUGGAGUGCCUGCGUGUGCCCGUCUCCGACCUGCCCAGCGCCCGUCUGGGUGACCACUUUGACCGUGUGGCAGAGCGCAUCCACAGCAACCGGACGGGUGGUACGCUGGUGCAUUGUGCGGCUGGCAUGAGCCGCUCGCCGGCCCUGGUCAUAGCAUACCUAAUGCGCUACCGGGGAGUGACUCUGUGCCGGGCCCACGCAUGGGUGCAGGAGAGUCGGCCGUACGUACGACUCAACGCGGGUUUCUGGGCGCAGCUACUAGAGUUUGAGAAGAGGCUCUAUGGGAAGAAUACGGUUAAGGUGGCUGCGCCCAUGCCGCCGGUGCAACCGCCCCUGUUGCCAUGGACACUUCGGUCAUCAUGGACACAGCGGUCACCACCGCUGUUGCCCAGGUCACCGUUGUUGUCGUCUUUGUCGCAGGCCAAGAGGUUGAAGAAGGGUAGGCUUGGAAGGAAAUAGUAGGGAGGGAAGUUUGCUUUUCUGUCUGAAGAUGUGAGGGGAGAACUUACAGCCCUACUGCCUGAGGAUGUAAACCAGGGAAGCAGGCAUGUCCCUUGCCUUGAUUUGAUAAGGGAAAUAUAGUACAAUAAUAAUCUUUAUAUAUAUAUAUAUAUAUACACUAAACCAAAAUAUAAACACAACAUGCAACAAUUUUUAAGAUUUUACUGAGUUACAGUUCAUAUAAGGAAAUCAUUCAAUUUAAAUAAAUUCAUUAGGUCCUAAUCUAUGGUUUUCACAUGACUGAGAAUACAGAUAUGCAUCUGUUGGUCACAGACAUCAUAAAGAAAAGUAGGGGCGUGAAUCAGAAAACCAGUCAGUAUAUGGUGUGACCACGUUUUGCCUCAUGUAUCGCGACAGAUGAGUUGAUCAGGCUGUUGAUUGUGGCCUGUUGAAUGUUGUCCCACUCCUCUGCAAUGGCUGUGCGAAGUUGCUGGAUAUUGGCGGGAACUGGAACACGCUCUCGUACACGUCGAUCCAAAGCAUCCCAAAAAUGCUCAAUUGGUGACAUGUCUGUUGAGUAUUGUGUACAGAUUUUUGCGACAUGGAGCCGUGCCUUAUCAUGAGGUGAUGGCGGCGGAUGAAUGUCAGUGGUUUCAAAUUGCAAUUGAUAAAAUGCAAUUGUGUUUGUUGUCCAUAGUUUAUGCCUGCCCAUACUAUAACCCCACCUCCACUAUGGGGCACUCUGUUCACAAUGUUGAUAUCAGCAAACCGCUCGCCCACACGACUAUAUACACGCUGUCUUCCUGGCACAGUUGAAACCAGGAUUCCUGGUACAGUUGAAACCAGGAGUCAUCUGUGAAAAGCACACUUCUCCAGUGUGCCAGUGAGCAUCGAAGGUGAUCAUUUGCCCACUGAGGUCGGUUACAACGCUGAACUGCAGUCAGUUCAAGAUCCUGGUGAGGGCGAUGAGCACGCAGAUGACCCUGACACAGUUUAUUACAGUUUGUGAUGAAAUUCUUCAGUUGUGCAAACCCACAGUUUCAUCAGCUGUUUGGGUGGCUGGUCUCAGACGAUCCCGUAGGUGAAGAAGCCGGAUGUGGAGGUGCUGGACUGGCUUGGUUACUCGUUGUCUGCGGUUGUGAGGCUGUUUGGACGUACUGCCCAAUUCUCUAAUAACAUCCCUGUUACCAGAUCAUUUCUCGCAUUUCUCUAACAUACAUACAUUUCUCUAACAUAUUACUUUAGAAAAAAAUUGCCGUUGACUGAUCAGAUCAAAUGAUUGACAUAAAGAGUCGUUGUGUUGAACACUGUGCGAUGUUUAACAGUAAGAAUGGCAGAAUGGUGAACUUACUAAAUGACUGAGAGUUUGAAUGUGUGAUAUUAGGUUGCUUCUUGUGUAAAUAUUUUCCGUCUGGAUUUUUAUUAUUUUUAUGUUAUGUAUGUUAGAGAAAUUAGAGAAAUUAUCUGGAAACAGCUUUGGUGGACAUUCCUGCAGUCAGCACACCAAUUGCACGCUCCCUCAAAACUUGAGAUAUCUGUGGCAUUGUGUUGUGUGACAAAAGUGCACAUUUUAAAGU